GGUCAAGAAGUUGGGAAGAAAAAGGACAACAGAGAGGUGUGGAAAGGAGAAGAAAACUCUCUACCUUGAUAGAUUCAAUUUCCCACUACCUCUUUGGAGUGUUUGAUCUUCCUGAAGUACAUUUUAUGGUUUUAGUGAUCAGCAGGAUUUGGACACUUUUCUUCCCAGCUUUCUCUUUCACUUUGAAAAAUACGGUCUGGUUGAAUGUUUCCUCAAAUUACUUUGAGAUUCCUGUCAUCAUAAGGAAUUGCAGCACUAGGAUCAUGCCCUUCAAAUAGGGCAAUUCUCCGAUAUGUUCCCUUUUCCUUAUCAAGAUACCUCCCUUCCAUAGCCAAAAUGGCUGAUUCAUCUUCAUAAACUCAUUGUUCAUAGCUUGGAAGAUUCGAAUUUUUGACAUCUCCUUCCUUUUUCUUUCUCAGUUUCUUGCAAUUCGUACAGUGUACGGAGAUGAUCUGUAAAACCCGUCUUCUCCUCUUCUUAGCUCUCUCCAUUCUCCCCAUGUACGUCAUCGCUCACAGCUCAAACAAGUGCCACCAAGAAUGCGGCCACAACAAAACAGUCAAACACCGUCUUUUCCCUUUCAUCGGAACCUCCUCCGCCUGCCAAAUCCGUCUGAACUGCAGCACAGACGGUGACAUCAUGGUGGGUGAAUUUCCAGUCCGGAGCAUAUUCGCCGAAAGCAUACUGGUCAACCUGGAGGUGAGAUGCAACCGCUCGAUCAAAUCCUUGGACCAUCUCUUCAACACAAAUUACGCCCCAACUACGCGUAAUGGAAUUUUACUGAAACACUGCAAAUCACCAGCGUCAACAUGCACGAUCCCAACAACUAAGGUAAACACUCACUUUGAGUCGAUAGAUUGUGGUUCAGACAACUAUAGCAUAAGCUGUUAUUCUGAGGAACACGAAAAUGGUUUCCUCAGUCAAGCUAACGUGAGUAAAAGCCACUGUCAAUAUCUUUUGUCGUCCAUAUCCGUCGACGCCUUCAAUACAUCGUCGGUUGUGUUGGAUGUUGGGAUUGUUCAAUUGGGAUGGUGGCUUUUGGGUGAAUGCAAAUGUCACCAGGAAGCCACAUGUACUGAAAUCCAGACCCCGGUCGCCGGCCAGCAAGGUUUUCGGUGCAAGUGCAGGGAUGGAUUCGAUGGUGAUGGUUACCAGGCCGGAGUGGGCUGCCGGAAAGCCUCUUCUGGGUGCAAUCCUUCUAGAUACAUUUCUGGCCAAUGUGGAGGUCCCAGCAGAUUUUUUGUUUUAGCUGGAGGGAUUGCUCUGAUGAUCAGUAUCAGUGCAAUAUGCUGUUUUAUGCGAAGAUGCUCGACUUCGAAAGCUAGAAACAGCACAAGGCGGCGUCUAUCUGAAGCUACGGGAAAAUGCAGCAUUCCUAUCUACCCCUACAGAGCAAUUGAGAAAGCCACGAGUAGUUUCUCUGAGAAACAAAGACUGGGAACUGGGGCCUAUGGGACAGUUUACUCAGGAAAACUCCAUAACCAGUGGGUUGCCAUUAAAAGGAUCAAACACAGAGAUACUGGCAGUAUUGAGGAAGUGUUGAAUGAGAUCAAGCUCAUUUCUUCAGUGAGCCACCCGAAUCUAGUCCGCCUCCUAGGGUGCUCCAUAGAAAAAGGUGAACAGAUACUUGUCUAUGAAUUCAUGGCCAACGGAACAUUGUCUCAGCAUUUACAAAGAGAGAGAGGCAAUGGGCUUGUCUGGGCAGUUCGCCUGAGCAUUGCCACUCAAACCGCUCAAGCCAUAGCUCAUCUCCACUCUGCUCUCAACCCUCCCAUAUAUCACAGAGAUAUCAAGUCUAGCAACAUACUCUUAGAUCACAACUUCAUCCCUAAGCUUGCAGAUUUUGGUCUUUCAAGACUUGGUAUGGCUGAAUCCUCCCACAUCUCAACCGCCCCUCAGGGAACUCCUGGGUACCUUGAUCCUCAGUACCAUCAGAACUUCCAUCUCUCGGAUAAAAGUGAUGUUUAUAGCUUUGGAGUAGUUCUUGUGGAGAUAAUAACAGCAUUAAAAGUGGUGGACUUUUCUCGGCCUCAGAAUGAGGUGAAUCUGGCUGCGCUCGCUAUUGACAGGAUUGGUAAGGGGCGUUUAGAUGAGAUAAUAGAUCCAUUCCUAGAGCCCCACAGGGAUGCUUGGAGCCUUUCUUCUCUGCACAAGGUGGCGGAACUGGCAUUCAGAUGCCUUGCAUUUCACAGGGACAUGAGACCUUCUAUGAUGGAAGUGGCAGCUGAGCUUGAGCAAAUUAAACUUUGUAAAUGGGCAACUUCGGAGGACAACAUAUGCACAGCUUCAUCAGAGACAUCCUCCUGCUCUUCCUCAUCUAAUGUAAGCGAGAUACCGCUUAGCAUGACAGUUGAAAAAGGUGGAUUGGGUAGCGAAGGUCUAUUUGUGCUUCCUACUAAGGUGACUAGUAUGAAUUCAUUGGGCAGAUUGAAGGAUACUUCACCUGUUUCAGUGCAGGAUCCCUGGUUAAGCGGACAGAGUUCACCCUCAUCCAACAGUUUGCUGAGUAAUAUAAUUCAGCGACAUGCAUAAAAACUACUCUUAUAACUUCAACCUCGUCCUGUAAAUAUAUACCAUCAAGGUAGAUUAAUUUACAGUACAGUUUUGCAUGCCUGUGGAUCCAUUCGUUUGUUUCUAUGUUUGUUUUCUAUUUUUCCUAGUACUGAUCCUUUAGUACUAUGGUGCACAAAUGGCUGUCAUUUAAUGGGCUUGAAUGCGCCAACAGAUCAUUCAAAUGAUUAACAGAGAUGUGGACA
Messenger RNA from Vitis riparia (riverbank grape), 2756 nucleotides. Its product is annotated as wall-associated receptor kinase-like 14. Gene Ontology annotation, biological process: protein phosphorylation. NCBI's taxonomy places the organism in Eukaryota, Viridiplantae, Streptophyta, Magnoliopsida, Vitales, Vitaceae. Gene Ontology annotation, molecular function: ATP binding; protein kinase activity. The transcript is spliced from 3 exons. Bases 448 to 2532 code for a protein of 694 amino acids. The record is from RefSeq and is a predicted model, not a curated record.